Messenger RNA from Labrus mixtus (cuckoo wrasse), 1093 nucleotides. RefSeq names its product prepronociceptin-like. Lineage: Eukaryota; Metazoa; Chordata; Actinopteri; Labriformes; Labridae. Gene Ontology annotation, molecular function: opioid receptor binding. The transcript has 3 exons. Bases 144 to 863 code for a protein of 239 amino acids. Gene Ontology annotation, biological process: sensory perception; neuropeptide signaling pathway; chemical synaptic transmission. The record is from RefSeq and is a predicted model, not a curated record. Gene Ontology annotation, cellular component: plasma membrane; axon terminus; neuronal cell body.
GCGGCUGCCUCCAGCCUCCACGUAGCCAGAAAAACCACGCAGAGACCGAGAGAAGGAAACGUACCCUGAGAAAGCUCAAGCUGCACCCGAGGGACCCCUACAGGCACCCGCAAUCUCAGCCCGACACAACUGCCCGUGGGACCAUGAAGACCGUGAUGGCUCUGCUGCUGCUCUGUCUGUGUCAUCCUGCACAGAGUGACUGCCAGGCAGACUGCCUGUCCUGCAGCAACAUCCUGCCCAAACAGAUCACUUUCAACACAGUGGUGUGUCUCUCUGAGUGUGAAGGCGACGUCUCCCCUGCUUUCUACCGAGACUUCUGUCGUAAAGUGAUGUCCUCUCCGUUGUCCUCGCUCAGAGGUAUGAUGCCGAAAAGAUCUCAGGAGGAGGCCGAGGCCCUGUUUCCUGAGGAGGAGGAUCAGCAGGCGGAGGGAGGCCUGUUGCUUCCUGUUGCAAUGCAACGCUUUGAUCACAUGACCCGGGCACUCGGGGUCAAAGGCAGCCAGAUGAACUCAGCCUACAACUCCCAGAAUGCCCUGUCCCUUGAGGAUGAGUAUGAGGAGGAGGCCGGGCAGGAAGAAGGGGCAGCUGACAUGGCGGCGAGAGGACAAGGUGAUUUAGGUCUGAGCGUCUCCAAGAGGUUUGGCGGCUUCGUGAAAGGGAGGCACGGCUACAGGAAGCUGGUCUCUCCAGGACGAUCUUACCAGAAGAGGUACGGAGGAUUCAUCGGCAUUCGGAAGUCGGCACGCAAGUGGAACAACCAGAAACGUUUCAGCGAGUUCCUGAAGCAGUACCUGGGGAUGAGCACUCGGGCCACUGAGUUCAACAGCGUGUCAGAGGACCUCACCCAACAGAACCAGGUUUAGCACCUUGAAGCCACUGACGUGAAUUCUUGAUGUAUUUUCAAUGAUCUUGUUUUGUAUUUCAGUCACCGACAUAUCGAACUUUUUCUGAUGUCACCACCGUUGACCAUUUAAAUCAUUUAAACUUAAAACUGAGGCUGAAACCUGAAGCUGUGUUCAGACUGACAGUAAAUCAAUCUCAUGAGUUAAAGCUCCCAUGAGGAACUUUUGGGUUGUGUUAACUUUGGCGCCCC